AGCAGCUCGGGAAGAAGACUAGGGAAGCCCAGCAUGCACUAUGUGCUGAUGAUAGGCUCUGAUCCAGUAUGUGCAUCCUUCUCCCAGGGGCUGGGAUGUGUCUAUAGGGGAGGAGGAGAGGGACCCUGCAUGUGUGGACAUACUCAGUGGGAGUGGUUUUCCGUUCUGCUUUAUUUCCUAGUCUUGCAGAGAGAGGCAGUGCUGAGUUGGAAGACAAAAAUAGAUAGAAAUUUGCAGAGAAAUAGAAGGAUUGUGUAUGAGGGGAGGGAGAGCAGCAUUAGGCUGGUUUCCAGGAGGAGCCCUUCUUUUUUUCUCUCUCUCCCCCUCUCCCUCUUUCUCUCUCCCUCUGUGUUAUUUAUAGAUCUCCCUUUUAUAUAGAUACAAACCUAUAGAAUACAGAUCCCUUCGUUGCUGUUCCUUAUUUUUUCCCCCAUUAUUCUUUUUUUUUCGAACGUGAUGUCUCCCCGGCAUUGCUGACACCUGGAAGAGAAGAAAGGGAGGGGAGAAGAGGGGAAGAGAGAGAGAGAGAUCCAAACUGAUUGAUCAGACAGAGAGAGACACACACAAGGACUAUUUUUAGCGGCGGUCUUCCCGUCGCAGGAAUAUAUAAAUUCCUGGCUCCCCCCGGACCCCCCUGCUGUAACCCAGAAAUCCAGGGAGGCUGUUUAUUGGGAGACCCUGCACCGCGAUCUGCCAUCCGCUGGAAGAGAGAGCGAGAGAGAGACAUCCUGCACAUCCCCCUCCAUAGAGAUCCUAUCGGGAGAUUAACAUGGGGUGUCUGGGCAACAGCAAGACGGAGGAUCAGCGCAUUGAUGAGAAAGCCCAGCGAGAGGCCAAUAAAAAGAUAGAGAAACAGCUGCAGAAGGAAAGGUUGGCUUAUAAAGCGACACACCGACUGCUGCUGCUUGGUGCUGGUGAGUCAGGAAAAAGCACGAUUGUGAAACAGAUGAGGAUCCUCCAUGUCAAUGGAUUUAAUUCAGAAGAAAAGAAACAGAAAAUUCAGGACAUUCGGAAAAAUGUUAAAGAUGCCAUUGUGACUAUAGUAUCCGCAAUGGGCACUUUAAUUCCCCCAGUUCCUCUGGCCAAUCCUGAAAAUCAAUUUCGAAUUGACUACAUCAAGAGUAUAGCUCCAUUGUCUGAUUUUGAUUAUACACAGGAAUUUUUUGAACACGCACAAAAGCUUUGGGAUGAUGAUGGAGUGAAGGCUUGUUUUGAGAGGUCAAAUGAAUAUCAACUUAUUGACUGCGCACAAUACUUUUUAGAGAGAAUUGACCAUGUCCGGCAAAAUGACUACACACCAACAGAUCAGGACUUAUUAAGAUGCAGAGUUUUGACAUCAGGGAUUUUUGAAACGCGAUUUCAAGUAGACAAAGUAAAUUUCCACAUGUUUGAUGUAGGCGGACAAAGAGAUGAAAGAAGGAAGUGGAUUCAAUGUUUUAAUGAUGUCACAGCUAUCAUUUUUGUAGUCGCCAGUAGCAGUUACAACAUGGUUAUACGGGAAGACAAUAAUACAAACAGACUAAGAGAAGCACUGGACCUUUUCAAGAGUAUCUGGAACAAUAGGUGGUUACGAACCAUUUCCAUCAUUUUGUUUUUGAACAAACAAGAUAUGCUGGCUGAAAAGGUUUUGGCAGGGAAAUCUAAAAUAGAAGAUUAUUUCCCGGAAUAUGUCCGCUACACUUUACCUGAUGAUGCUCAGCCAGAUGCAGGAGAGGACCCCAAAGUGACAAGGGCCAAGUUCUUCAUACGCGAUGAGUUUUUAAGGAUAAGCACGGCAAGCGGUGACGGAAGACAUUACUGCUACCCUCACUUUACAUGUGCAGUGGAUACAGAGAACAUUCGCAGAGUUUUCAAUGACUGUCGAGACAUCAUCCAGAGAAUGCACCUCCGCCAAUAUGAACUCUUGUAAUCGUAAUCACCGUGGAGCCUGUGGUUUUAAAUCCUUUGCUACUUUUCUGUCUCUUUUUCUCUGUAUUGCUCCACACAGGGUGGAACAUCCCUACAAAAAAUGCAUCCCCCUUUUUUUUUUUUUUCACUUUUUUUUCCUUUUGUUUUUUAGAAGAACUUUUUCUUACUCCCUGCUUUUUACUUUCCCUAUUGAGAAAGGGCAAUUGGUGUCCUUAAUGUAAUUUUAUUUCACAUGCCACUUUUUACCAUUCCACUAGCCCAGUGUUGCUCAGUCUGUGACUCAGAAUACUAAUCAAUCGGUCUGGCUUUCACAGUUGAGAGGCCCUUAGUAAAACACAAUAGAUUUCACCUGCUCAUUUGAUUUGGUGAUAGUCUGGACUAGACAUGAAUUGUUGGUUUCCCUGGCUCUCACAGUGUCUCAUUGACCAUGUUAGAACUACCUGCAUGUCUCUACUUUAAUAGGAUGAGCAUGCAGCAGACUAAUAACUCAGUUUCAACCAUUUUCAGGAGCGAUAUUGAUAGUGAAGACUCCAUUCUUAUGUGCUACACUGGUUUCAAAGAGAAUUAGUGAAGGUGAGGCUUUUAAAUGUGCACUCCCAAGAUUAGUACAAAUGGUGAAAGAUUCUGCAGAGCACGGUUAUCUUGCAACACUUUUAUUUUUUCUUUCAUCCUUGUGUUAUUUUAAAUGUAAACAUGUUAAUCAUGCAAUGCAGCCUUUUUGGAUUUGAUAGAGAGGCACUUUUACACUCCCUAGCACUUCAUGAAUCCACUUAAAUUAUUGGCAGUCUCUGGCUUUAUAAGCAAUGAAACAGAAGGAAUUUGUACAGAAAGAUGUGCAGAGGCAGCAUCAGACAUUUUUUUUGUUUGACUAUCACACAAUGCACCUUUUAAAUGUUUAGCUAUAUUAAAAAGACAAAGAUGCACACUUCUUAGGCAGAAAUGGCAGCAUUCAACCAUUAUUCUUAAAUAUCAAUAUCUCUAAGGUCAUCCAUUGAGCUAGUAUUCCUACAACAAUGUGGAUGAGAAGCACUGGUUUAAUUAAUAUUUUCUCUGAAGAGGACAACUGCGUAGAUUUUGCCUGAUCUGAAGGGAUAAACAGCAACUUAUUUUAAGUGGCUCCUUGAACAACCAAGGUUAGAUACUAUUCUGCUAAGCCUUAGGCUACCUCUAUCACUUCUCUGAUUGGGCAGUCGGCCCACAAAUAACAUUUAUUCACCUGUCAGAUGACACUAUGCUCAGACCUAUCCCUGUGUGGUUUUAAUUUAAUUUUUUUUUGUUUUUUUUAUGUUCUAGCUAUUUUUUUUUUCAACAUGACACUGAAGAGUACUUGAUGGAGGAAAAAAAAGAAUAAUGCACUUUGUAUCAGGUUAAUUAAAAAAAAAAAAAACACACAAAAAAGAAACAAAAAAAAUAUACUGUUGAGGAAUUAUACACACAAUGUAGCAGCACCAGAAAUAUUUAUUAAUGUCACAGUUUUUUAGCAUUGUCGAGUUGCAGGUCAACGAUUAAGUGACCUCUGCUCAUAACACACUGAGGUGUAAGGAGAGGUUUGCAAGACACUGCAGAGCAGUGACAUUCAGACCUUUGCUUGGAUCAUAGGUGUUGAAGACCGUUCCUGGAACAGUACAUAGAGUAGGUAAUGAAGAGGCAAAAGUAAAGAUAAGCAAUUUUUUUACCUUUAUUUUUAUGGUGUUUUGUGGCUAAAUGUUUCUGCACACCUCAGGCAUUCAAACUGCAGCUGCUUUCAGCCUCUCACGUCAAGGCAGAGAAAAAAAACACAAACAUAAAAAAACACCCUCACUGAUAUUAUACAUUUAGUCCACAAAUGAUCUUUUAGCCUUAGAUCAUUACUGGGCGUUAGACCUUAUAUAUAGAUUUUUUUUUUUUCCUUUUUGAUUUUUGUUUAACUGCUGGUUUAUUAUAAUGUACAGAUGUAAAAUGUAAUAUUAUUUUGUACAACUUUAUUGAAAAAAAAUAAUACUUGUAGAAGAUCUUUGUGCCUUGAUUAUGGCUGUACCUGUAAAAUGAGCUAAGAUGUAAGUAUGUUUUUGAUUGCGCUGUACAGCUUGAUGUCAAACCUUCCUGCAGCCUUAUGACUGCAGGUAGGAACGAUCUGUAGAAUUUAGUUUUUUUCUGGUUUAUAUAAAAGAAGGAAAUGCUCUUUAGUACAAAAAAUAACAAAAGAAAAAAAAAAGUAUAAAUUAUGCAAAUUAACCACUUACCUUUACAAAUAAGGUCCUACAGUGACCAGUUGUUGAAGCAAACAUGCCUUUUUUCCCCUUUCUAUUUUAAUGUGCAGACAGAUGGAGGAAGUGGCGAGUAUCAGCUUUAAAAAAAAAAACAAACAUUUAAAUCCAUUUCUGUGUCCACAUUUCCAACUUUGUGGUGUUAGUGGGAAACAAAGUUUUUUUUUGUUUUUUUUUUAUUUCCAUUGAUCUUAGAAUCCUAAUAAUACUUUGAUCAUUCACACCACCUUUUCAAAGUACUGCCACAAGAAUCUUGUGAAUGUUUAACAUUUUGGGUGUCAAAAUAUGGCAGUUGCUCACCCCACUCUGGCACUCAAAUGCUAAACAGUUUACUUACAGUACCGUUAGUUUAAGGCUUGUCUAUCUUUUGUAACAGCAGCUGCUUUUAUUGCGCAAGGAAGUAGCCCUACGCAGAAGAGAAUGGGGAGAGAAGAAAAAAAAAGGUAUAUACCUUUAUGUCUAGCCUGAUAAAAUACAAGAUGGCCUUUUAAUUUCUCUUUUAAUAAAGAGACCCAUUAGAACGUUGCUUUAUUUUAAAUAUUAUAGAAUUGAUAUAUGUGAAUAUUUCUCAAACUUGAAUAAUUUAUGCAAAUGUUCUCUAAAGAAGUUGUGGUACAAUAUAUAUAUAUAUAUAUAUAUAUAUAUAUAUAUAUACACAAAGCAAGAACUGCUGUAGCAAUAAGGCAUGUCCUUUUUAGUAACUAUUACACUGCUUUAUAUUUUAUACUUGGGUGUUUUAUGUAUGUUAGUCUAGACCUUUUUUCUGUGUCCAACUUAAACCUGUACAAUGUCUACAAUUACAAUUGCAAUAACAGCAAUGAAGAGAUUUCUUACUACAGUACAUCACUUCAGAUGUAAUUGUAACGUCAGUGCUUAAUUUCUCUCUUUCGAAAACACUUAUAUGUUGGAAGGUGUCAUACAAUACCUUGCAGGCCUCAAGCACCCAGUGUAUUUACAUUUUAAGUCCGUUAUUGUUCAUUUAGGAUUUGACAGCUAAAUUACAAAUUCUUACUUCCAUG
Pelobates fuscus (common spadefoot toad) is the source of this 5173-nucleotide messenger RNA. RefSeq names its product G protein subunit alpha L (gene GNAL). Gene Ontology annotation, cellular component: heterotrimeric G-protein complex. Gene Ontology annotation, biological process: adenylate cyclase-activating dopamine receptor signaling pathway; sensory perception of chemical stimulus. Lineage: Eukaryota; Metazoa; Chordata; Amphibia; Anura; Pelobatidae. Gene Ontology annotation, molecular function: G protein-coupled receptor binding; GTP binding; GTPase activity. The coding region runs from base 770 to 1909 and encodes 379 amino acids. The transcript has 12 exons. The record is from RefSeq and is a predicted model, not a curated record.